AUGUCCGCUGAAUCAGCCAGCGAAAUUCCUAAGGGACAGGUUGAUCUGUUAGAUUUCAUUGACUGGUCAGGUGUUCAAUGCCUCAACCAAAGCUCAACUAACUCCUUAACCAACGCUCUCAAGCAGGGGUAUAGGGAAGAUGCAGGUUUAAACUUAGAGAGUGAUGCUGAUGAACAGCUUCUAAUUUAUAUUCCUUUUAAUCAAGUUAUCAAACUACAUUCCUUCUCUAUCAAAGGUCCUGAAGAGGAAGGUCCUAAAACAGUGAAGUUUUUCUCAAACAAAGAGCACAUGUGCUUCAGCAAUGUCAAUGAUUUUCCUCCAAGUGACACCGCCGAACUAACUGAAGAAAACCUCAAGGGUAAACCGGUGGUUCUUAAAUAUGUCAAGUUUCAGAAUGUUCGUAGGUAA
Molecule: messenger RNA, 408 nt
Organism: Eruca vesicaria subsp. sativa (arugula)
Lineage: Eukaryota; Viridiplantae; Streptophyta; Magnoliopsida; Brassicales; Brassicaceae
Source: the annotation of a GenBank genome assembly